This is a messenger RNA of Cuscuta campestris, 1960 nucleotides long. The record is from the annotation of a GenBank genome assembly. NCBI's taxonomy places the organism in Eukaryota, Viridiplantae, Streptophyta, Magnoliopsida, Solanales, Convolvulaceae.
GUCCAAUAUCUAAGUGUGAUAUUUCUUGCAUGUCUAGCCACCAUACAAAUAAAGGUCGUCUGGUUCGAUUCGGUUCAACAUCGAGCGGCGCGUUGCAACUGCGCCGUCGCCGUCGGGAAAACCAGAUGGCGGCGAGCUCAAAGGAGAAGAUCGUUUCGGUGAUCAUGGUGGGCGGGCCUACAAAAGGUACUCGAUUCAGGCCGCUAUCUUUCAACACUCCGAAACCACUGUUCCCUUUAGCCGGAUUGCCCAUGGUUCAGCAUCAUAUUUCUGCUUGUAAAAGGAUACCCAAUUUAGCAGCAGUAUUUCUUAUUGGAUUUUAUGAGGAGCGGGAAUUUGCACUAUAUGUGUCUUCAAUUUCUACUGAGCUCAAAGUUCCUGUCAGAUACUUGAGAGAAGAGAGGCCUCAUGGUUCUGCCGGAGGUUUUUACUACUUUAGAGAUCAGAUUAUGGAAGACUCUCCAUCCCAUAUAUUUUUGCUGAACUGUGAUGUAUGCUGCAAUUUCCCACUGUCAGACAUGCUUGAGGCCCAUAUAAGGUAUGCUGGGAUGGGUACUUUGCUUGUUAGUAAGGUCUCUGCUGAAUCUGCUAACCAGUUUGGUCAGUUGAUUGCCGAUCCAGUUACCAAAGAACUAUUGCAUUAUACUGAGAAGCCUGAGACAUUUGUUAGUGACCUGAUCAAUUGUGGUGUUUAUGUUUUUACACCAGAAAUUUUUAGUGCAAUCCAGAAUGUAUACACACACAGGGAAGCUACUCUACACCAUCUCUCUAGCUUUGAAGCAAUCCAGUCCGAAACAAGGUCACUGCGCAGAGAUUUUGUUAAGUUGGAUCAAGAUAUCUUGUCACCUUUUGCUGGAAUGCAGAAAUUGUACACGUAUGAGACAUUGGACUUCUGGGAACAGAUCAAGACUCCAGGGAUGUCUUUGAAAUGUUCUGCUUUGUAUCUUAAUCAAUUCCAUUACACCUCACCUGAACUCCUUGCCCGGGGAGAUGGCACUGAGAGUGCUUCAAUUGUUGGCGAUGUUUAUAUUCACCCCUCUGCAAAAGUACAUCCAACAGCAAAGAUUGGACCAAAUGUAUCAGUAUCUGCAAACGUUCGUGUAUCUGCUGGGGCAAGGCUAAUAAGUUGCAUAAUCUUAGAUGACGUUGAAAUCAUGGAUAAUGCAGUUGUCAUGCAUGCUAUUGUAGGAUGGAAGUCAUCCCUAGGAAAAUGGUCCCGUGUUCAGGGAGAUGGAGAUAACAACUCAAAACUGGGAGUUACAAUCCUUGGGGAAGGCGUGAGCGUUGAGGACGAGGUUGUGGUUGUAAACAGCAUUGUUCUUCCACAUAAGACGCUCAACGUAAGUGUUCGAGAUGAAAUUAUACUAUGAUUUAUUUGCGGGUGAGAUCGGUCCUGACUCGAAGAGCUUUUCAUGUUGCAUUCAAAUUUUGAUAGUUGGUGAAUUUUGUACUACUGUCUACAUAAAUGUUGACUUUUGUAUUUUUUUAUAGUUCAAAGAGAAGAUGAUUCAGGAGCUUGAAUGAGCCAUGGGCACUGUUUUGGGUAUGAGCACUUUGCUAGCCAGUAACUUUUACACUUUGAAGAAGUCCGAAAGUGUCUAUGCUCCGCAAUAUUGUGAAGAGACACAACAAAUAGAAAGCUUUUAAAGUCAGCAUUGUGCAAUCUUGACCAAAUUACGAACGAUCGUAGGCUCCUCUAUAUACACAUCUGGCAUGCACAUAGAGACACAUUUAGAUACUUCUGACUCACCUGAAGAACUACUCCCAUCGUCAGAAUUACCAAUGUAAGUUGGAUCAUCAGGGUCAUUUUCAUCAUCCACACCUAAUGCGGUGUUAGAUGGCCCUGCUUCUUCCUCUAUGUCAUCCUCGUGAAGCUCUUCUUGAACUCGUUGUGGCUCUAAGUACACCUCAAGCUCAUCAUAUUGAUUGGUGACCUUUUGAAUAAAGCACAUCCAAGUCC